AUGGGAGACAAGAUUAGGCGAUUGAGAGCAAAAUGUCGAAGCAGUAAUUUUACGACGGACGCCCUCCUCGUGUCUAGCUGGAACAUUAAAAUUUAUUCAGAAAAAUGGGAACUAAGAAGCGAAAGGAACAAAAAAAAUAACACAGAGCAAAAACUUUCCUACUUCCAAAUUUUUCGUUACGCAACAUGUCUAGAAAUCACUGCUACGUUUUUUGGUGUUAUCUUCGGAAUGCUAAGUGGUGGCGGCGUCUGCUACAACAUGGUCCAAAUUGGAGAGCUAAGCACAGCUUUUGUGGAAAGAACUACAAACCCAGAGCGCGCCAGCAGUUACUUGCCACUAACAGAGACCUUUGGAGGGGGAAGAAGACUUGUGAACGCAACGUAUGAAGAAAACAUGUUGGCUUUGAAAGAAGAUGCAAAAGCGAUGGCCAUCGGUCUCUUCCUAAGCAUAGCCAUCUCGCUCAUAUUCUGCAUGCUGUCAGUGGGGUUAAUCAGCUGGAGUGCAUUGCGGCAGAUAACUCGGAUACGAAUGCUGUUCCUGAAGGCUGUGCUGCGUCAAGAUAUGUCCUGGUUCGAUACUGAUUCAGAAUUCAACUUGGCUUCCAAAAUGUCAGAAAAUUUAAUGAGCCUAAAGGAAGGUAUGGGUGAAAAGCUUGCGGUGGUGUCUAACCUGGUCGGAACCUGUAUAAUUUGCUUAGCUACGGCUUUUCCGAUAGGAUGGGAGCUUACGCUUGCUUGUGUAUCGAUUAUGCCUCUGUCUUUGGCAGCGUCUAUCAUUUUAUCCAAUUACCAAACCAAAUCAUCAAUGUUGGAAAUGGAGUCCUACAGUCAAGCUGGCAAACAAGCCGAAGAAGUACUAAAGUCGAUCCGAACAAUUGUAGCAUUCAAUGGAGAGAGCAAAGAAGUUGACAAAUACGGCCGUUUACUUCAGCCUGCGGAAAGACAGGGUCGGAAACGUGGCAUUUUCUCCGGCUUAGGUAAUGGAUUUAACUGGAUCCUCACAUAUUCCCUAAACGCUAUAGGUUUAACUUAUGGCACAAGGUUAGCGCUCUUGGAUUUCGAUAAGGAGCCUGAUGAUCGCAAAUAUUUAGUUGGUACCGUAUUUAGUGUACUGUUUAGUGCAUAUAUGGCUACGCAAUCCAUUACAUUUUGUGUGCCACAUGCGGAAGUUUUCGCUGCAGCUCGAGGAGCCGCCGCUAGUAUAUUCCAAUUAUUGGACAGGGAUCCCAAAAUUGAUAGUCUACACACUACAGGGCUAUCGCCAAGAAGAGUCAUAGGCGAAAUAAGCCUUGAAGAUAUACAUUUUAACUAUCCAUCAAGGCCUGAAGUAAAGGUCCUCAACGGAUUUUCUCUUCACGUCAAAUCUGGAGAAUCUGUUGCGUUAGUUGGCGCUUCUGGUUGCGGCAAAUCAACGAUACUUCAGCUACUCCAGAGACUAUAUGAUCCAAUUUCAGGAUAUGUAAAAUUAGAUGGAAAGGAUGUUAAAAAUCUGAAUUUAAGUUGGUUGCGUUCGUGUUUAGGGGUGGUUGGUCAAGAGCCAGUCUUGUUCCGAGGGUCAAUAUUUGAUAAUAUUGCAAUAGGUUUUCCAGAAGCAACCCGAGAAGAAGUUCAACAUGUCGCUGAAAUGGCUUAUGCUCAUGAGUUUAUCACAAAUUUGCCAAAUGGAUAUGAUACAGUUAUAGGAGAACGUGGUGCGUCAUUAUCUGGUGGUCAAAAACAGCGCAUAGCGAUUGCACGGUCGUUACUAAGAGAACCUGCUGUCUUACUUCUGGAUGAGGCUACAUCCGCUCUUGACCCACAUUCUGAGCGACAAGUACAAGCCGCCCUCGAUCGCGCUAGUGUCGGCCGUACUACUAUUGCAGUAUCUCAUCGGCUAUCUACUAUUGUAAACUAUGAUAGGAUCAUUUGUAUGGAUCAAGGUGUAAUAGUAGAAGAAGGUACACACGAUGAACUUAUGCAAAAGCAAGGAUUUUAUUACAAGCUAGUAACAACAGGUAAUGAAAAUAAACCAGUAGAAGAAAUUGAAACGUUACCAGAAGAAGGAGAUGGCGACGAGAAUAAAAGUGAACCAAUUUUAGCCCCACGAAAUGAUGUGAGGCGAAAAUCUACUAAACGAUUGCACAGGCACCACUCAACUAAAAGAGAAUCUCACGACUGGAUGACUCCGCGGGGAUCAAUCGCUUCUGUAAUGUCCGCUGGACUGCAACACUUUGUGUACAAUGCUGAAUAUGAAUCAGAUGAAGAAAAGGAAGAAGAUGAUGAACAGGUAAAGCCACUUAGCGAUUGGGAUAUUUUAAAACUAAAUGGACCCGAGUGGCCGCUUAUCACGAUUGGAUCUAUUGCAGCAUUUAUUCAGGGAGCCUGUUUUCCUGUAUUUGCUCUGCUUUUUGGAUUUUCUAGUGGGAUUUUCGUUUUACCAGAUCGAAAUCAAAUUAUAUAUUUGGCCGAUCUGUACUCGGGUAUGUUUGUCGUAGUGGCAGCUGUUGCUGGAAUUUCCAUGUGUCUUCAAGGCACUACAUUCACUACUGCUGGAUUAAGAAUGACCACUCGUUUAAGGAAACAAUAUUUCUCAGCCUUGCUGUCACAGGAAAUUGGCUAUUUUGAUAAAGAAUGCAACACAGUUGGAGCAAUGUGCGCAAGGCUUAGUGGAGAUACAGCUGAAGUUCAGGGAGCGACAGGUUUGAGAAUAGGACUUAUACUGCAAGGAAUAAGUUCGUUAGUAGUCGGUUUCAUUAUGGCAAUGUGCUAUAACUGGAAACUUACCUUAGUUGGAACAGUUUUUCUCCCUUUGAUGGUUGGUAGUAUUUGGCUAGAAGGAAUAGUAUCACAGAAAUCGCAAUCUGACGAACGCGCGGCUAUGGAGUCGGCUACAGCCAUUGCAACAGAAGCAGUUGUUAGCAUAAAAACAGUGCAAAGUUUAGGUGUUGAAACAAUAUUCCUCAAAAAAUUCGAGGACGCUUUGGUAGCAGCUUGCUCUGCUGUUAUUAAAAAGACGCGCUGGCGAGGUUUGGUACUGGGUUUAGGCGUGUAUGUACCAUUUUUGGCUUACUGUAGCGCAACGGUGUAUGGUGCUAUUUUGGUUGCUGAUGGAGAAAUUGAAUACAAGAUUGUGCUACUGGUAAAUGAAGCUAUCAUGUACGGAGCGUAUAUGUUAGGUCAGUCAUUGGUGUAUGCUCCGGGUUUCAACUCGGCUAAAGCGGCUGCAGCGAGGAUCGUAACAAUUAUCAAGCGGAUACCCAGAGUGAGAACAGAAGAUGGUAUUAGAGAUAAAAAAGAUUGGGUUGCCACCGGUAAUUUCUCAAUUAAAGAUGUUGAAUUCUGUUAUCCCACCCGUCCACACCAAAGAGUGCUCAAGGGUAUCGAUUUAAAGGUAGAAGCUGGAAAAACUGUCGCCUUAGUCGGCUCUUCAGGUUGUGGCAAAUCGACAGUGCUUCAAUUAAUGCAAAGAUUCUACGAUCCUGAAACUGGAAAUAUUGCUUUAGACGGGCGCGACAUCAGGACCUCUCUAACUCUGCCACGUCUUCGAAGACAGCUCGGUGUGGUACAACAAGAACCGGUGUUAUUUGAUAGAACGCUGGCCGAAAAUAUUGCAUACGGUGAUAUUAAUAGAAAAGUUACCAUGAUCGAGAUUACAGCCGCUGCCAAAGCUGCCAACAUCCACAGCUUUAUAGUUUCCUUACCUGAAGGCUACAACACCAACUUAGGUGCUAGCGGUGCGCAGUUAUCUGGUGGCCAGAAGCAGCGUGUAUGUAUAGCACGAGCUCUUAUCAGAUCCCCUCGACUACUUCUACUUGACGAAGCCACCUCGGCCUUGGAUGCAAACAGUGAGCGAGCCGUGUCAGAAGCCUUGGAAAAAGCAGCUAAAGGCCGCACUUGUAUUACGAUUGCUCACCGUCUAUCAACCAUCAAAGAUGCUGACCUUAUUUGUGUUGUAGAUAAAGGUAAAAUCGUGGAACAAGGCUCUCACACCGAGUUAAUCAGCCAACGAGGUCACUACUGGCGAAUGUGUAAAGGACAGAAAAUGCUAUAA
Messenger RNA from Arctia plantaginis, 4029 nucleotides. Lineage: Eukaryota; Metazoa; Arthropoda; Insecta; Lepidoptera; Erebidae. The record is from the annotation of a GenBank genome assembly.